Chinchilla lanigera (long-tailed chinchilla) is the source of this 1450-nucleotide messenger RNA. RefSeq names its product olfactory receptor 13D1. The record is from RefSeq and is a predicted model, not a curated record. NCBI's taxonomy places the organism in Eukaryota, Metazoa, Chordata, Mammalia, Rodentia, Chinchillidae. Gene Ontology annotation, cellular component: membrane. The coding region runs from base 21 to 956 and encodes 311 amino acids. The transcript has a single exon. Gene Ontology annotation, molecular function: olfactory receptor activity; G protein-coupled receptor activity. Gene Ontology annotation, biological process: G protein-coupled receptor signaling pathway.
GGUGACAUGGAUAUGUGAAGAUGAAUUAUUCUGCAGUGGCUGAAUUCUUUCUGAUGGGGCUUUCCCAAUACCCAGAACUCCAGCUUUUUCUAUUUGUGGUCUGUCUUAUCAUGUACAUGAUAAUCCUCUUAGGAAAUAGCCUCCUCAUUUUCAUCAGCAUCUUGGAUUCUCGCCUCCACACUCCUAUGUACUUCUUUCUUGGAAACCUCUCGUUCUUGGAUAUUUGUUAUACAUCAUCAUCAAUUCCUCCCAUGCUCAUUAUGUUUAUGUCUCAGAGAAAAUCAAUCUCCUUCAGUGGCUGUGCUCUGCAAAUGGUUAUCUCCCUUGGCUUGGGUUCUACUGAGUGUGUCCUCCUGGCUGUGAUGGCCUAUGACAGGUAUGUAGCCAUCUGCAACCCACUGAGGUAUCCCAUCAUCAUGAACAAGGUAUUAUAUGUACACAUGGCUGUAUGGUCCUGGGUCAUAGGCUGUCUGAACUCCUUAGUACAAACAGUACUGACAAUGGUGUUACCUUUCUGUGGUAAUAAUGUCAUUGAUCAUCUUACCUGUGAGAUACUGGCUCUUCUCAAACUUGUAUGCUCAGAUAUCUCCAUAAAUGUACUUAUCAUGACUGUGGCAAGUAUUGUUUUAUUGGUGAUUCCUCUGCUGUUAAUUUUUCUGUCCUAUAUUUUCAUUCUCUCUUCCAUCCUGAGAAUUAAUUCUUCUGAAGGUAGAAAGAAAGCCUUUUCUACCUGCUCAGCCCACCUGACUGUGGUCAUCUUAUUCUAUGGUUCAGCCCUUUUUAUGUACAUGAAGCCCAAGUCAAAGUUCACCAAAGCAUCUGAUGAAAUCAUUGGACUGUCUUAUGGAGUGGUAACGCCAAUGUUGAACCCCAUCAUCUACAGCUUGAGGAAUAAGGAGGUGAAAGAAGCUGUGAAGAAAAUCUUGAGCAGAAAUUUGAAUUUAUGGAAAACAUGAAAAGGCUUGACACAUGCAAUAUCCUGAGUAUGAAAUCAGAUCAGAUACCUACAGAUAAAGUCUGCUUGUAAGGUCAAAGAUGACACUCCCAUUCUUUUCAACACUGAAUGUUCAUGUAAACUUUCUGAGUAAUGAUUUAUCUGCAGAAUUUUCCCUCUACUUUCUAUUCUCUCCCCUCUUCUAUUUCUUUUCCUUUUAUAUUAGUCUUUCUUUCCUUAACUUCCUUCUUCUUGUCCUCCUUCUUUCAUCUACUGAUUUUCUCUUCCUUCCUGUUGUCUUCUCUAUCUCCUCUCCCCAUCAUUUUGAACUGAAAGCAUACGGGUUUUUGGCUUUUGUUUUUGUUUUGUUCAGCAUCCCCUCUUCUGGGAAAAUAAAGGAUUUUUUUUUAUUCAACAAAAAUCCCUUCCUUUGAAUCUACGUGGUGCUGGAGGAGGCUAACCCAAACUUUUUGGAACUGAACAUAGCCCUAGCCAAUUAAAAACCAAAUCUUGGGG